Parascedosporium putredinis is the source of this 1020-nucleotide messenger RNA. The record is from the annotation of a GenBank genome assembly. Lineage: Eukaryota; Fungi; Ascomycota; Sordariomycetes; Microascales; Microascaceae.
AUGGCGGAGCCGUUCGCACCUCGCUCUAUGAAGCGUAGAAAUAUCAGCACGCGGCCCGUCCUAUCCCCCAAAGUGAUUCCUCAAGAUGAAGAAAUUCCGGAGCCCGAGAUCGGGCGCGAGUACCAGCUCGAUUUAAUCUCUGCAGACCUCCAACUCAUACAGGAGCUUGGCUCAGGAGAUGGUGCUGCUGUCAGUAAAGUCAAGAACCUCGCUACCGGCGUCUUGAUAGCCCGUAAGGUUUUCCGAUCCCAGCCCAAUGAAGAGUUACGUGAGCGAGCUCUCCGUGAACUGGAGAGAUUACACGAUUGUCACUCCGACUGGCUCGUUCGGUUCUACGGCGCUUGCUUUGACGAGAGCAGUAACGUGGUGAUGUGCAUGGAAUAUAUGGAUGUUGGUUCGCUCGAUAAGGUAUCCAAGCUAUGCGGAUCUAUAAGGGUCGACGUUAUUGGGAAGAUUGCAGAGGCCAUUCUUGGCGGUUUGACGUACCUCUACGUAAAUCAUCGCAUCUUGCACCAAGAUGUUAAACCCUCCAACAUUUUCGUCAACUCCAAGGGCCAUUUCAAACUGAGUGACUUUGGUAUACCGAGGGAAUUUAUCAGCCCCGUAUCGGACGCUGUUCCAGGUGAAACAUCACCAUAUAUGGCACCAGAGCGAAUCCUGGGAGAAUCGGCUACAGUCAAGUCGGACGUGUGGAGUUUUGGCAUCUCUCUGCUGGAACUUGCUACCGGAAUACCUCCGUUUCACUUAGAUGCGGAGCAACGGGACGUUGACGAUGCUUUAGCCGGUCCUCUUGACCUCGCCCGGCGCAUUGUUCACGGACCUGCUCCGCGCCUCCCCAAAAGCGACGCCUUUCCCUUGAUCCUCGAAGACUUGGUGGAAAAGUGUCUAUGCAAGGUUUCUGAAGAGAGACCAACCCCACAGGAGCUCUUUGUAAGACUUCUGUCCCGAGCCUCGCCAGCCCUUUUCAUAGAUAGUGCUAACAUGAAGCUAGGAUGGGGAUCCUUUCCUUCAAGCUUCUAA